Messenger RNA from Lichtheimia ornata, 369 nucleotides. RefSeq lists its product as uncharacterized. The transcript has a single exon. The coding region runs from base 1 to 369 and encodes 122 amino acids. The record is from RefSeq and is a predicted model, not a curated record. NCBI's taxonomy places the organism in Eukaryota, Fungi, Mucoromycota, Mucoromycetes, Mucorales, Lichtheimiaceae.
AUGAAUUAUUUUCGCAACCAUAUACCAUACAUGACGGACAUAACCAAACCCUUGGAUGAGUUACGCAAUGCUACCAAUAUACCUCAACAGUGGAACACCAAACACCAGAAGGCCUUUGAGAAGCUUAAAUACGCACUCCUCCAUGCACCAAUCUUGAGUUACCCCAACAUGUCCAAGCGUUUCCAUGUGGCUACUGAUGCCUCCAACGUGGGUAUUGCAGCGGUCCUCUACCAAAAAUACGACAACAAGAAGCACAUCGUUUCUUUCAUGGCAAGGGCCCUCACCAAGUCCGAACGCAAUUACAUGAUCACCAAAAAGGAGCUUUUGGCCAUCAUCUUUGCCUUGAAGAAGUUUCACAAAUAUUUAUAG